Molecule: messenger RNA, 1011 nt
Organism: Chelonus insularis
Lineage: Eukaryota; Metazoa; Arthropoda; Insecta; Hymenoptera; Braconidae
Gene: Scox
Product: Synthesis of cytochrome c oxidase
Exons: 4
Coding region: 85-945 (286 amino acids)
Biological process (GO): intracellular copper ion homeostasis; mitochondrial respiratory chain complex IV assembly
Cellular component (GO): mitochondrial inner membrane
Molecular function (GO): copper chaperone activity; copper ion binding
Source: RefSeq, a predicted model, not a curated record
AAUAUUUUGCGAAAUCGGCAUAACCAAAAAAAUAGCUAUAAAAAUUUACAAUUCUCGGACAAAGUAUUAAAUAAAUAAGAUAAGAUGUCUUUAUUCAUGAUACGAUCCUUACGUAAAAAUAUACAAUUAUGUUCAAGAGUUCUUAUAAAUCAAGAACGUCAAUUUACUUAUACCAAAAGUGUAAAACAAAGAAAAAAAGAUCCAGUGAUUGUGGCUUUAGAAAAAUUUAAAAAUUUGAUUGGUGCAUCUAAUAAAUCACCGUUCACAUGGAGGAGCUUCUUUAUAGGUGGUUCCAUUGGCGGUCUUUUUUUACUUUAUAUAUUCUAUUUGCAAGCUGAAAAAGAUCUGAAGCUUGAUAAAGAGCGUAGACGAGCACUUGGAAAGGCUGCUAUUGGUGGAAAAUUUGAAUUAGUCAAUUCCAAAGGAGAGAUAGUGUCAUCAAAUGAUUUUUUGGGCCAAUGGGUGUUAAUAUACUUUGGAUUCACACAUUGUCCAGAUAUUUGCCCUGAUGAAAUAGAAAAGAUGGUUUCUAUUGUUGAUAAUUUAGAGAAGCAGCAUAAUUUUAAAAUUCAACCAAUAUUUAUAUCAGUUGAUCCUGAAAGAGAUACACCUGAAGUAGUUGGGAAAUAUUGUAAAGAAUUUUCAGAUAAAAUUAUAGGAUUAACUGGCACCCCAGAACAAGUUGCUAAAGCUUGUAAAGCAUAUAGAGUAUACUUUAGUAAUGGACCGAAAAGCAGUGAUAAUGACUAUAUCGUUGAUCAUACUAUCAUAAUGUACUUAAUCGAUCCAGAGGGAUACUUUGUAGAUUAUUAUGGUCAAUCGAAUACUGCUGAACAAGUGAUGGGAAGUGUUAUUCUUCAUGAAGCAAAACUAAAUAAAUUGAAAAAUGGUCCAUCAUGGAUACCAUCUUUUAUCAAUACAAAAGGUGAAAGUAGUUUUACUUAAUUAUUUUACAUAUAUAACUUAUUGUACUCAUUUGUUAAUAACAAAUAUAAUUGUAAUACUGAUAAA